Miscanthus lutarioriparius is the source of this 648-nucleotide messenger RNA. Lineage: Eukaryota; Viridiplantae; Streptophyta; Magnoliopsida; Poales; Poaceae. The record is from the annotation of a GenBank genome assembly.
AUGGCAACUGCUCCUGCGACAUCCUCCAUGGCUACGAACUCUCCCUGCCUGCGGCUGCCUAGCAUGCCCCUGAGGCGUGGACCUGCUGCCAUCUCCUUCCCUUCUCGUCAAUGGCCAGCCGCACUGACCUCAUGCACUGGAUUGUCGCGGCGCUCUGACGUGGUCGCCGCCGCGGGCCACCAGAAGUUGAUGGGAUCUUUGACCAGCAACGAGGGGCUCAGGUUUGGGGUGGUUGUGGCACGGUUCAACGAGGUCGUGACAAAUUUGUUACUGCAGGGUGCCCUAGAAACUUUCGAGCGAUACUCUGUUAAAGCAGAAAAUAUAACAGUGGUUAGUGUUCCUGGAAGCUUCGAAGUUCCUAUAGCGGCACAAAAGCUUGGGAAAUCUGGAAAAUUUGAUGCAAUUCUGUGCAUUGGAGCUGUGAUUAGAGGUGACACAACCCACUAUGAUGCUGUUGCAAACUCAGCUGCAUCAGGUGUACUCAAUGCUGGAUUAUCUGCUGGUGUUCCUUGUGUAUUUGGUGUUUUAACCUGUGAAGACAUGGACCAGGCGCUAAACCGUGCUGGUGGCAAGGCUGGAAACAAGGGUGCUGAAACUGCUCUUACUGCCAUUGAGAUGGCCUCUCUGUUCCGGCAUCACCUAGGCUGA